Molecule: messenger RNA, 799 nt
Organism: Polypterus senegalus (gray bichir)
Lineage: Eukaryota; Metazoa; Chordata; Cladistia; Polypteriformes; Polypteridae
Product: E3 ubiquitin/ISG15 ligase TRIM25-like
Exons: 2
Coding region: 56-646 (196 amino acids)
Molecular function (GO): zinc ion binding
Source: RefSeq, a predicted model, not a curated record
UCACUUCCUUGUCUGUCUGACUGAUUCUCUCUGCCUGCCUCUACUCAGACUGACGAUGGCUGAAGCCCAGCUGUUUGUAUCUCAGGACGAGUUCAUCUGCUCGAUGUGUCUGGACACCCUGACUGACCCCGUCACCAUCCCCUGUGGACAUAAUUUCUGUCUGAAGUGCAUCACAAACUACUGGGAUCACAGCCAAGAGUGCAGAUGUCCUCAGUGCAGAGAAAAGUUCAACACGAGGCCUGCUUUGCAAAGAAAUAAUCUGCUGAAUGAAGUCAUUAAGAAAUUAAAGAAGACGACUCUCAGUCCUCCUCCUCCUCAGAAUUAUUCCAGCCCUGGAGACAUGGAGUGUGACUUCUGUACUGGUAAGAAGUUCAGAGCGUUGAAGUCCUGUCUCACUUGCAUGGCCUCCUACUGUCAGACUCACCUGCAGCCUCACUAUGACGGAGACGCCCUGAAGCACCACAAGCUGGUUGAUCCUGAUAGAAAUCUGAAGGAGAAACUCUGUGAGAAACAUCAGAAAACUCUGGAGAUAUUCUGUAAAACUGAUGAUUCCUGUAUCUGCAUGAUGUGUGUGGUGACUGGACAUAACGGUCAUAAAAUGGUCGAGCUGGAGACAGAAAGAGAAGAAAAGGAGCCUUGGUCCUGACCCCUGACUGAUAAUCGAGGUUUUACUGGAUCUUAUAAACCUGAUGUUUCAAGUUCAGGGCAUUGGCUGCUGGACUCCAUCCUCGUCAGACUGGUGCAAGUCAUGAAGCAGCUCAGGAUGAGAUCCUCAAGAUGGCCCACAAACAAAUGAGUU